This is a messenger RNA of Ostertagia ostertagi, 264 nucleotides long. Lineage: Eukaryota; Metazoa; Nematoda; Chromadorea; Rhabditida; Trichostrongylidae. The record is from the annotation of a GenBank genome assembly.
AUGGCGCCGAGGCGGCCUACGCUCACAUGCGAUCGUGUUCCGCCUCGUCUGCCCAAUGAGAUCACAUUGCUGCUGUGGCCGAGUGUCGAGAAGAGAAAGCCUCCGGGCAAACACGACACGACGACGCUUGGCCGUCGAGCGCGCCGAACGAGGUCUUUCUAUGGACGACAAAGGACGAGGAAGGCACAGGCCAACAACAGCGACAACCAGUACACAACAGUUCAGAUGAAUUUAAUUCGAGAAUCUGUACAAGGAAUCUCCUAG